AUGGGUAGAAAACUAUUAACAGAGUAUACUACACCAUUAGGGUCAGGGGCAGGUGUUCCAAAAGAAAAGCGACCUGCAAUGGUUACCGAUGGAGCAGUAAGAUUAUCCAGGCCAUUUAGAGUGCCAUUUGCUAACAGAGGGCAAACAAUAGGAGCAGGAAGUUCCAAUACUACUAAGAGAUUACCUUUACGAAAUGCAAGAAGCAAAGUAACUAACUAUUCCGAUAUGGAUAAUAUGAAUGGAGAUGUAGAUAUGGGCGUGGAUGAGGAAGGCAAUUUGAUUCGAGGUAGUAAGAGAUUUGGAGCAUUAUUACCAAGACUGAUGUUGAAAGGAAACAAUUUGGCUAGUAACGAAAAUAAGUUUCGGAAGUCUUUCACUAUUCCUUUUUCAAAGAACAACGAAAAAAUGACACAGUUUGAUAAUAAGGGACCACCACCGCCCUUAGGAACUAGACGUAAGACCAUACUUCCACCAAGGGCUUUGCAUGAUCCAACUAGUGAGUUUGCUAUCGUUUUGUAUGACCCUACGGUUGAUGUAAUACCUACUAUUGAAGAACCCAAGGAGAAUUCUAAUGAAAAGGAACUAGAAGAAAAUAAAGAAAAUAUAGAAGAAAGGCCCGCUAAAAGGCAAAGAACCCAUAAAUCGUUAGCAGAAAUAUUGGGAAUAUGUAAAAACCCUGAGGAGUCAUUGGCUAAAUACCCCGAUGUUCCUGUUGUUAUUGACCCAAGGUUAGCAAAGAUAUUAAGACCCCAUCAAAUCGCAGGUGUCAAAUUUUUGUACCGUUGUACUGCCGGCUUAAUUGAUCCAAGAGCGAAAGGUUGUAUAAUGGCGGACGAAAUGGGAUUGGGUAAAACAUUACAAUGUUUGGCAUUAAUGUGGACUUUAUUAAAACAAAGUCCUCGGGGUAAACGGACGAUUGAAAAAUGUAUAAUAGUUUGUCCAUCGUCGUUAGUUAGAAACUGGGCGAAUGAAAUAGUAAAAUGGUUAGGGGAAGGUGUCUUAACUCCAUUAGCUGUUGACGGUAAAUCUACAAAAUCUUCAGAUUUAGGACAAGCAUUACAACAGUGGUCCGUGGCUACUGGAAGAAAUAUUGUAAGACCAGUAUUGAUUAUUUCGUAUGAAACUUUAAGAAGAAAUGUCGAUAAACUAGCAGGUACGGAAGUGGGACUUAUGUUGGCAGAUGAAGGUCAUAGAUUGAAAAAUGGCGACUCUUUAACAUUUACAGCAUUAAAUUCAUUAAGAUGCGAGAGAAGAGUUAUAUUGUCAGGUACACCGAUUCAGAAUGAUUUAUCUGAAUACUUUUCUUUAUUGAAUUUUGCCAAUCCAGGAUAUUUAGGAACAAGAAUUGAUUUCCGUAAAAACUUUGAAAGUGCCAUUUUGAGAGGAAGAGAUGCUGAUGCCACUGACAAAGAAAAAGAGGCGAGUGAUAAAAAGUUGACUGAAUUAUCGCAAAUGGUUUCCAAAUUUAUUAUAAGAAGAACAAACGACAUUCUCUCCAAAUAUUUGCCUGUUAAAUAUGAGUAUGUUGUAUUUGUUGAGUUGUCACCGAUGCAAAAGAAGCUCUAUGAAUAUUUCGUAACAUCACCUGAAAUUAAGAAAUUGUUAAAGGGGGUUGGAUCUCAACCUUUGAAGGCAAUUGGUAUGUUGAAGAAACUAUGUAAUCAUCCUGAUUUAUUGAACUUGCCUGAUGAUUUGGAUGGAUGCGAAAGUUUAAUACCUGACGACUACGUACCUGCCAUUGGAAAUGGUAAUAGAUCCAAAGAAAUCCAAACUUGGUUUAGUGGGAAGUUUAUGAUGUUAGAGAGAUUUUUGCACAAGAUAAGAACUGAAACCAACGAUAAAAUCGUAUUAAUUUCGAACUAUACCCAAACAUUAGACUUGAUUGAAAAAAUGUGCAGGUAUAAGAAAUACGGCAACGUUAGAUUGGACGGUACAAUGAACAUUAACAAGCGACAAAAGUUAGUGGAUAGAUUUAAUGAUCCAGAAGGAUCAGAGUUUAUCUUCCUACUUUCUUCCAAGGCUGGUGGAUGUGGGAUCAAUUUAAUUGGAGCCAACAGAUUGAUUUUGAUUGACCCCGAUUGGAACCCGGCAUCCGAUCAACAGGCGCUAGCAAGAGUAUGGAGAGAUGGCCAAAAGAAAGACUGUUUCAUCUACAGGUUUAUUUCAACCGGUACCAUCGAGGAAAAGAUUUUCCAGAGACAAUCGAUGAAGUUGUCGUUGUCGAGUUGUGUGGUUGACGAGAAGGAAGAUGUUGAGCGAUUAUUCAGUGCUGAUAAUUUAAGACAAUUAUUUGAAUUUCAACCGAACACUGCUUGUGAUACCCAUGAUACCUAUAGCUGUAAAAGGUGCCGUCCUGAUACAGGCCAAUUUAUUAAAUCUCCUGCUAUGCUUUAUGGUGAUUCUACUACAUGGAAUCAUUUAAACCACAGUGCAUUAAAUGAGAAUGAAGAUAUUUUAUUGCGGAAUGAAAGUGAAUUCAAUGACGUAACAUUCGCCUUCCAAUACAUCUCCCAUUGA
This is a messenger RNA of Debaryomyces fabryi, 2517 nucleotides long. It is a transcript of the gene RAD54, whose product is annotated as DNA-dependent ATPase. Bases 1 to 2517 code for a protein of 838 amino acids. Gene Ontology annotation, biological process: double-strand break repair via synthesis-dependent strand annealing; reciprocal meiotic recombination. Gene Ontology annotation, molecular function: hydrolase activity, acting on acid anhydrides; DNA translocase activity; ATP binding. The record is from RefSeq and is a predicted model, not a curated record. NCBI's taxonomy places the organism in Eukaryota, Fungi, Ascomycota, Pichiomycetes, Serinales, Debaryomycetaceae. Gene Ontology annotation, cellular component: nucleus. The transcript has a single exon.